AUGUCUCCUUCAGCGAACGGCGGCUCCGCCAGUCACAACGGCAACGGCACACAACACGGAUCAAGGCCGGCUUUGACGCCCGGCCUCUACGUACCGACUGUCGCUUUCUUCCGUCCCGACGACUCAGUAGACCUCGAGACCACACAUUCCCACGCCGUCCGCCUUGCCAGUGCCGGGGUGGCCGGUCUCGUCACGCAUGGCUCCAAUGGCGAAGCCGUGCACCUCGAUCACGAGGAGAGACAAAACAUCAACCGCACUACACGAGCCGCGCUCGACUCGGCAGGAAAAACCGAACUCCCUCUGAUUGUCGGCUGCGGCGCACAGUCGACAAGAGAAACCAUUCAACUCUGCAAAGAAGCUGGCGCAUCAGGAGGCGACUACGCACUUGUCCUCCCGCCAGCUUACUACGGAGGCCUUCUCACCACUGAUCACAUCCUGCAACACUUUCGCGAAGUUGCGGACGCAAGUCCAGUCCCCAUCCUCAUCUACAACUACCCCGGCGCCUGCAGUGGCCUGGACCUCAACUCCGAUACCAUUAUCAACCUCUCGAGUCACCCCAACAUUGUCGGCGUGAAGCUAACCUGCGGCAACACUGGCAAGCUGGCGCGGAUAGCCGCUGCCACGGCUGCCAAAAAGGGCGACGGUAACGCCAUCCCGUUCCGGACGUUCGGCGGCAGCGUCGACUUCACGCUGCAGACGCUUGUCGUCGGUGGCCAUGGCAUUAUUGGUGGAACUGGAAACAUCGCGCCUCUUGCUUGCGUGAAGCUCAUGAAGCUCUGGGAUGAGGGCAAGUUGGCAGAGGCAAGGGAGUUGCAGGCCGUCGUGGCCCGUGGUGACUGGACUGCGAUCCAAGGAGGAUUCGUUUCGGUCAAGGCAGCACUGCAAGAGUAUUAUAACUACGGAGGACUUCCGCGGAAGCCUUGCACAUUGCUCGAGGGAGAGCGCCUGACAAAGCAAAUUGAUGGGUUUUCAGAGUUGAUUAAGGCCGAGAAGGCACUGCAAAAUUAG
This is a messenger RNA of Colletotrichum orchidophilum, 1008 nucleotides long. Its product is annotated as dihydrodipicolinate synthetase. Gene Ontology annotation, molecular function: 4-hydroxy-tetrahydrodipicolinate synthase activity. The coding region runs from base 1 to 1008 and encodes 335 amino acids. The record is from RefSeq and is a predicted model, not a curated record. Lineage: Eukaryota; Fungi; Ascomycota; Sordariomycetes; Glomerellales; Glomerellaceae. The transcript has a single exon.